AUGGCUGAGGCUGCUGAGCUCAGGAAGUUGCUACUGGAGAUGGAAUCCAAAGUGGAAUUGCUAGAGCGAGAAGUUAAAUUCUUAAAGAAGGACAAAACUAAGAGUGAAGAGAAAAUUAGGGAUUUGGAAAAGAAAAUUAGAGCUCUGGAGAAAAAAGAUGUUGAUGAGAGGAACAAGUGGACUAGGGUUGAGGAGGAGUUGUGGGAGAAGAUUCAAGAGAUGGAAAAGGAGGAGGCACUGAAGAAGUCUGAGGAGAGAGAAAAGAGCUUGGAAUUGUUUGUUGUUCGGUUGAAGGAAGAAGCAGGGGUGGUUGAGAAUGUGAUAAGAGGACUGAACCAGAAGGUUGAUACUAUGAAUGGUGGAGUGAAUGGAAAUGGGGUUAUUGCUAGGGUUGAGAAAGGGGUAAAGGGUUUGAAUAUUCAGUGGCCUGUGGUGGUAGCUGGUUCUACUGUUGUUGCAGCUACUGUUGUGAUCUGGUUCUACUUUUGGUUGAUCCAUGAAAAUAAUGACAAUGAUGGUUUCUUAUACGACUUAAUGUUUAUCAAGCCUUGUCGCCGUUUUGUUUGUGCUAGUGAGGUUGAGAAGUUAGACUUUGAGAGUAAUUUGAAGAGAAUAUGGGAGAAUGGAAGACCGGAUUGGAAAAAGAAGAAAUGA
Messenger RNA from Arachis stenosperma, 654 nucleotides. Its product is annotated as peroxisomal and mitochondrial division factor 1-like. Lineage: Eukaryota; Viridiplantae; Streptophyta; Magnoliopsida; Fabales; Fabaceae. The transcript has 3 exons. Bases 1 to 654 code for a protein of 217 amino acids. The record is from RefSeq and is a predicted model, not a curated record.